Mesorhabditis spiculigera is the source of this 1779-nucleotide messenger RNA. The record is from the annotation of a GenBank genome assembly. NCBI's taxonomy places the organism in Eukaryota, Metazoa, Nematoda, Chromadorea, Rhabditida, Rhabditidae.
AUGCGUGCCGUUCCCUGUUUGUUGCUGUUUAUUGCGUCAGCAUACGCCAUUACAGAAUGCGACGUUUUCCCCUGUUCCCGCGACGUUGUCAUCAUCAUGGACAGCACCCCGAAUAUGAAAAAUGACGAGAACGUUAAAAAGCAAAUCAACUACGUUCGUGAUUUGGUCAGCGGUUGGACGCUGGGAAAUGAAAAUGGCCUAAAGACCCGCGUGGCACUAGUUGGUAAUGGAAUUCUCGAAGAUAUCGACACGACGGCUUACACUACAAACGCCACAAUCCUUGGACGAACUUUUGAUAAGCUCUCGGAAGAAGCUAGCGAAUACGGACUUUAUGACAACACCUUCGAUGCCCUAAUGAGCUGGAUGGACCAAAAAUAUAACAAUCGGUAUCCAUAUCCGCCCAGGGACAAUGUACAGAAAAGCAUGCUUGUUUUUACGGCUGAAACACGAGCUGCCAACAUCGCAAAAUCUCAGGCGGCCAUUAAAAAUUUAACUCAAGCUGGCUUCAAAGUUUCGAUUAUUGCUAUCAGCCCUUCAAAAAGUGAUUUGUUUACGGGCUUGACAAAUGUGGAAAAGAUAUUUUCAAUCGCAAAUAUUGCUAGCAUACCUUCUACCCUGAAAAUGGAUUUGCUUCAGAAAGCUGUAUGCACUGCCACAACUUGUCCGCCAAUCACACUACCGCCCACUACACCAGCUCCACCUAGCGUCGCGACUACUCCAACACCAUACUAUCCAUUUUUGAAUUGCUCUUGUAAUCGGGACAAGCUUUGGCUAGAUAUUGUGGUUGCGAUUGAUGUGUCAAAGAGUAUGGGACGAUUGGGGAUUGCCCAGGUCCAAACAGACCUCGGAACCCUUGCCUAUUGGCUCACCAUCGACCCAAAGCUCAAUCAAUCCACCCGAAUUGGAAUUGUCACAUUUGCAUCCAAGGCUACUGUAGCGUACAAACUUAAUGACCUCAAAACUGGCGACGAUGUCCUGAACGCCAUCUACAGCAUCGAUGUCACAAAUGAUGAGCAUUUGGAUUUGGUCAGCGCCCUUCAAGCCGCACACUUGGCUUUUGCAGCUGGGGAUCGACCCAAUGUUCCGAACGUUAUUAUUCUUUACAGCUCGGCGUAUAAUGACGUCGGUGAUCCAGCGGAGACUUCUGCUCAAUUACAAGAAUCUGGGUAUCAUAUCAUUACUAUGGCGGUGGAGAAGACCGGCCAAACCGACGUCGUCAAGCAGCUUCAUAAAUUAGCGUCCCCGGGAAUGAAUAUCGAAAGUUCGAACCCAAAUGCUCUUGACAAAGCGGUGGAUUGCCUCUGCCAAUCAAACUGCUUCUGUAAAACCGGCUGGCAUCAACCCGGAUUUGGUGGAACUAGAGUCUAUGCCGAGUGUUUCAAGCAUAUCACCACCGAUGCGACAUGGACAACUUCUUUAGCCGCAUGCAAACAACUGGAUACCGCUAUGAAAUCAAAUUUGGUCUAUCUCAAUUCGAAGGAGCAGGAGGAGUACAUUAUCCAGAACGUUGCGAUCAUCAAUCAACAAAAGUUCUCUUUCCACAUCGGCCUACAGUAUAAUACGAAGGAUCAAAAGUACAAAUCUGUAACUGGCGCUGAGGACCUACCGUACACCCACUGGGACACCGGAUACCCCAACGAGCAAAAGGGAUAUUGUGUGGAUCUGUAUCAAACCACCGGCUUCAACUACGCGUGGAGAAAUGAGGAUUGUGACACCGCAAAAUUGCACUAUAUUUGCCAGGCCAAUGCUUGUGAUUCUGACCAUUAUUGUGGUAGCGGA